UCUGCUGCUGCUUCUGAAUCUGAAUAUUGGGAAUUGCCAGCUGGAUCACCAUCCUCCGGUUCCAUGUCCCGUGCGUGUGUACUGUUCAGAAAACAACACCAAUAUUCUUGAGCUGCCUGGCUCUUCUUCUUCAGUGAAACUCCCCAUCCGUCACAUUAAUUACACAUCAAACACUUUAGAAAUUUAUGAUCCCAAAAACUGCCUUCCAGAACUCUUUCUCAGACUCUAUUACUCAUCAUUUUAUCCUUUCCGAUCCGCAACAUAUUAUUACAGUGGUGAUGGGGAAGUUUCUUUUGAUGAUACGCGGACCAACUUUACUUUCUUUAAUUGUUCUUCCGCACACCCCGACUCCCAGGAACAAGAUACUUUAUCUUGCCCGAUUCGUGUGGCUGGCGAUUUCGAAGAUGUUACCGACUUAGGCCUCGUAUCCUGCACAAAACUGGUCCGUAAGGUUAUGCCAAGUUUCGCAUAUCUGAUACAGGAGGGACAUAAUUCAAUCAACUUGGUAUCGAAGACAAGUUUCCAGAGUGGCCAUGGAUGCUUUGUUGCUUGCAACAUAUCCAAGCAAGAGUCUGAAUUGGAGACUCCUAAUGAAGGGAAGCCUAAAACAGGGAAGGAGUAUGAAUCCAUAAUUUUACCGAUUGCAGGUGCAUCUCUCCUUUUCUCAAUACUGGGUGCCUCGUAUCAUGUAUAUCAUUAUUAUAGGAAAAGAGGGGAAGAUCAAGAAAGAGUUGAAACUUUUUUGAAGGACUACGAGGCAUUAAACCCAACCAGAUUCUCUUAUGCUGAUAUCAAGAGAAUCACUAAGCAGUUUAAGGACAAGUUAGGUGAAGGAGCUCACGGAGCCGUCUACAAAGGUAAAUUGUCCAGUCAAAUUCUAGUUGCCGUCAAGAUUCUCAAUAGCACAGUGGGAGAAGGAAAAGAAUUCAUAAACGAAGUGGGAACAAUGUCCAAAGUUCACCAUGUCAAUGUGGUUCGCUUGCUUGGCUACUGCGCCGACGGAUCUCACCGCGCUUUAGUUUAUCACUUCUUCCCCAAUGGUAAUCUCCAGACCUUCAUAGCUACGUCAAGCGACAAGGAAACCUUCCUUGGAUGGAACAAGUUGCAUCACAUUGCUCUCGGCAUAGCCAAAGGGAUUGAAUAUCUUCACCAAGGCUGUGAUCAAAGAAUUCUGCAUUUUGAUAUUAAUCCUUACAAUGUCUUGUUAGAUGAUAAUUUCACUCCAAAAAUUUCAGACUUUGGUUUAGCUAAGUUAUGCUCCAAAAAUCGAAGUACUGUAUCCAUGACUGCAGCUAGGGGAACCUUAGGCUACAUGGCGCCUGAAGUUUUCUCUAGAAAUUUCGGCAAUGUAUCUUACAAAUCCGAUAUCUACAGUUAUGGGAUGCUAUUACUUGAGAUGGUUGGAGGAAGAAAAAAUACAAAUGCAAGUCAAGAAACAUUUCAAGUUCUAUAUCCGAAUUGGAUACACAAUUUGCUUGAAGGAGAUGACACAUAUAUUCCUAUCGACGAUGAUGGAGAUUUUAGAAUUGCAAAGAAACUUGCAAUAGUGGGACUAUGGUGCAUCCAGUGGCACCCGGUGCACCGUCCCUCCAUGAAAAGUGUAGUUCAAAUGCUUGAAGCAGAGGAAGACGAGUUGAAAGUGCCGCCAAAUCCUUUUGAAUCUGCAGCUGCGACUAGUUCAAGUGCAAUUAUUCCAGCAAGAUUCUUGAAUAUGGAAUUGGAAGUGAUUCCAGAAGCAGACUAGUUUCAUUCAACAUGGUAUAUUAUUUGGCAUUUAACUUGCACUUGCUGUAUA
Messenger RNA from Arachis duranensis, 1795 nucleotides. Its product is annotated as rust resistance kinase Lr10-like. The record is from RefSeq and is a predicted model, not a curated record. The coding region runs from base 455 to 1744 and encodes 429 amino acids. Gene Ontology annotation, biological process: protein phosphorylation. NCBI's taxonomy places the organism in Eukaryota, Viridiplantae, Streptophyta, Magnoliopsida, Fabales, Fabaceae. Gene Ontology annotation, molecular function: protein kinase activity; ATP binding. The transcript has 2 exons.